AUGGACGCGCUCGCUGACACGCUUGUUCCGCCAGGCUCUGAACCCGAAGAAGUCCAUUACGAUGCCCUGCCGACGUUCCACGACUCGCCCGACUAUGUCCCGCUGUCCAAGACGCAGAGCACCUCGAACCUGCUGAGGGCGCGGGGCCCGCCAGCGAUAGACACGGGGAAGCGUAUGAGCUUCGACGCGGGGCAGCUGGAACGCAUGACAAGGUCGCCCAUCGUCCCCGAGCAUGAGCAUGGCAUGGGCGUGUCUGGUCUCCGCCGCAUUCGCCAGCAGGGAGGCUCACGCUUGCCGCCCUCAACACAGCGCGCAACUUCACUGAAUAUUGCCACGCCGCCCGUCUCGAGGCACCCCUCCGAUACCGCGCCUACCGCGCCCACCGCGCCAGGCUCGCCGGCGUUUGCCUUUGGCGAGGACCUCUUGAGGUUCCCCUCAGAGUCUCUACACUCGUUCUCGUUUGCGACGCAGUCGGAGGAGUUUAUACACAACCGUCAAAAUGUGCUGAAGCGGUCCAUAGACUUCAUGCGGGACAGGCUGGGGUGGGCCGCUACGAACCCAGGCAUAGCAAACGCCCAGGCCAAACUCAGCGGCGACCAGGAAGUGCAGAGCAUGAUGGAGCUGCUGAGCAGGGCAAACUUGAUAGGCCACGACGGUGCUGGCGCACAUGGCCUGGGUGCUCUAGGACCCAUCACUGGCCCCGCGGACAUGUCUGGCGAGAACCUCUUUGACAAGGACUUCUCCAUUGCCGACAGAUCCCACAGUCCUGAGAGCAUGCUAGAGGCUGCGAGGCCGCCCGUACACAGAGCAACAACGACACAGGUCGCGAGCCCCAGUAGUGAACUUCCUGAGUCGCUGAGCAGUCCAGCCAUUGAGGUAGCGUCGGAAUCGUCAAGCCUACAAGCAAGGGACUCGUCUCCGCCGCCACCUCGGCGACCUCAACGUGCCGCACUGAAGCGCACCCUCACUGAUGUGGCGCCUCUCACCAUACAGAGCCAGCUCAACGAUGUCCUAGCACAGCCAUACUCCAUCGCCGACCUAGGUCACGUCAACCACCUGGUCUCCCCCUCAUCCAUUCCCGCUGCACAGCCGAGCUUCAGCAAUGUCCCGGGACCACACUCGGCAGGGUCAGCACCACACGGUCACGGCAGUCGACACGCUCCCGCCGCGCAAGCCAUCUUUACCACCGAAGCACAAUCGCCAUGGACCAUUACAUCGGCAAACGACUUAGCAUGCCUAGUUUUCGGUGUCACAAGAGCUGAGGUCCGUAAGCUGGGCAUCCUCGAGGUCGUGCGAGAAGAUCGCAGAAAGUGGCUCGAAGACAAGUUGAGGAAUCCAGACAUUGGAUCCAACACACCGCGAGAUGGCCAGGCCCCGGCCUUGAGCCCAUCCACGAAUAUGAAAGUUGGCGGCGGUGUUACAGCACGUUUAUUGAGCAAGCCCUCAUCGCGCGUAGUGGCGGCUAGGAAGGCUAAGACGGAUGACGGCAGCGGAUCUUCAUACUACAAUGCCAAGAAAACAGGUAAACUGAAUCACGAGUCGAAAGGAUCAAGAGGCGUCUUGCUUUGUGGAGACGUCAUUCCCAUCCAGAAGCGAAAUGGUGCAACAGGUUCUGCCAGCUUGUGGGUCAAAGAGAAAAGAGGCGGCCUCAUCUGGGUGCUCGAAGAAAUCGCAGAAGACGUUGUGUUCAUCAAUGUUGACGAGGUUGGAUGCGUUUCCAAGGGCUGGGGCGCCAUCGACGCGGUAUUCGGAAGCGAUCGGUUGCGGAGAGGAAUGGAUCUCAAGCGAUUACUACCCGGCAUUCCACGCCUCAAAGGCACAAACACAGGUGGCUUGGAUUACGACGAGAUUGCAGACGUGCUCAGCUACACCGCACGAACAUCAAACAGUAUCAAUAUUCCAGUAACAGUCGAGGCGUUGCCUGGAGAGCUGACAUUCCGAGUCUCGAGCUUCCCUCACAUCGCAGGCAUCAUCGUGCUUUCCUCAUCCGACCUCACAGUCACAAGCUCCAACUCGGUCUUUUCCUCCGCACUAUUCGGGCAGCCGCGACCUGAAGGUAUUCACGUCAGCAAACUCAUCCCAGCUUUCGAUAAGAUACUGCAUGUAAUGACCGACGAGGACAAGAUCGAGUUGGUCGACGGUAUAGUCAUCCCUGAACACAGUUUCCGACGCGCCCGGGCAUUGCUUGCUAUGCGAGAAGGCAGUGCUGACGCCGCCGCGAUUUUCUUGCGGCCGAGCGGGCUGCCUGCGCUCCACCGCGACGGCUCAGAUAUCAUGGUCGAUGUGCAGAUGCGAGUCGUGAAGAGUGAAAAGACGCCACGCUUUGAUGAGAAUGUAAUUGAAGAGGAAGACGUGCCAGCGAAACAAAACAAGGGUCCAGAGCUGGUAUACGCUCUUUGGAUAACGUAUUCUAGGCAGCUGCACGCUGCAAACCAUGGGAUCGGUCCUGUGACUCCUCUCAUGUCACGACCUGGAACACCGCCUCGCCAACCUGAGCCUGGACAGUCGAAUCUUAACUUCCCCGACGAGCCCUCAUCUGAUAACUCAGCAUCUUCAUCAAUCUCAACUAUGCCGCCGGCGGCGGUCCCCGCCAAGAAGGACGAACCGCCCACGAAGAAGACCAUCAACGACUUUGUUAUCCUUGAAGAGAUGGGUCAAGGUGCCUACGGGCAGGUCAAGCUGUGUCGUUUCAAGAAGAACAAUGGAAAGAAAGUGGUGAUCAAGUAUGUCACAAAGCGCCGCAUCUUGGUCGACACAUGGACGCGCGAUCGACGACUUGGCACCGUUCCUCUUGAGAUCCACGUUCUAGAUUAUCUAAGGCGAGACGGCUUCAAGCAUCCUAACAUCGUGGAAAUGUCUGACUUCUUCGAGGACGACACAAACUACUACAUCGAGAUGGUACCUCAUGGCUUGCCUGGCAUGGACCUAUUCGAUUACAUCGAACUUCGUGUCAACAUGGAAGAAAAGGAAUGCCGCAAGAUCUUUAUCCAGGUUGCCGAAGCUGUACAUCAUCUGCACACCAAAGCUAAGGUUGUGCACCGUGACAUCAAGGACGAAAACGUGGUGCUAGACGGGGAAGGUAAUAUCAAGCUCAUUGACUUCGGCAGCGCAGCGUAUAUCAAAAGUGGACCUUUCGACGUCUUUGUAGGCACUAUUGACUACGCCGCUCCCGAAGUCCUUGCGGGCCGCGCGUACCGCGGUAAAGAGCAAGACGUCUGGGCUCUGGGCAUCCUGCUCUACACCAUAAUCUACAAAGAGAACCCGUUCUAUAGUAUAGACGAGAUCAUGGAUCACGACCUGCGAGUGCCUUGGGUCAUGAGCGAGGAGAGCAUCGACCUUGUACGCCUGAUGCUUGAUCGGGAUGUCGAGAAGAGGAUUACUAUCAGCCAAGUUCUGGACCAUCCUUGGUGUCGUGGAGGCGUUGGUGAGGGGGAAAUCUGA
Molecule: messenger RNA, 3441 nt
Organism: Parastagonospora nodorum SN15
Lineage: Eukaryota; Fungi; Ascomycota; Dothideomycetes; Pleosporales; Phaeosphaeriaceae
Exons: 5
Coding region: 1-3441 (1146 amino acids)
Biological process (GO): protein phosphorylation; negative regulation of glycogen biosynthetic process; intracellular signal transduction
Cellular component (GO): cytoplasm; cytosol; nucleus
Molecular function (GO): protein serine/threonine kinase activity; ATP binding
Source: RefSeq, a predicted model, not a curated record